UAUCAGAAUCACAUCAUAAACAACUUUAUCCGUCCGAGGGGGGGAUUUCCAUUAAAAUAGCAAAAGUUAAGAGCCUAACAUAGCAACAUAUUAAUCAAGAGGCAUACAUAAAAUAUUAAAGAUAAAAACAGAAAUGGCAAUUUACAAAAAGUAACUUCCAGGUUGACAAAAAAAGUAACUGUAUUUUAUAUAAUACUUCUAGUCAUUGUUGUUACAAUCCGUGUACCCAUUUUUUUUAACAAAACAAGAUGAGACAUGUUUAGCAGUUGCUGCGUUACAUAGGAACCAAUCUACCCAGGGAGGUUGGGUUUGACGGACGUUUUUAGUGUAGCACCACUGGUCCCAUCUUGGUUGAAAGAGAAGGGACAGCAAAGCAAACCGUCCAUAUUAUCGCUGCUUUGUCAGCACUUUUCACGGUGAUGGACCCUCCUGGUGGGGGAGAUGAACGGCGUAGACAAGCAGAACGUCUUCGUCGGGAGGAGGCAUACUAUCACUUCAUUAAUGACUUGAAUGAAGAGGAGUACCGCCUAAUGAGAGACAGCAACCUGCUGGGCACACCUGGGGAGGUGACUGCUGAGGAGCUUCGGCACCGUCUUGAUGGCGCAAAAGAGCGCAUGUCGUCUCAGCCCCUCACUGAGCAGCGUCCGCAGACUGCUGAUGCUGGAGAGCAGCAAGGCAGCAGCGGGGACAGAGAGGAGAGAGGGCCUGGAGGGAGACGAGGAGCAGGGGGCACAGAGCCUGGAGCAGAAACGUCUAACGGUGACUCAUUACUGGAGUGGCUUAACACUUUCAGACGCACUGGUAAUGCUACUCGCAGUGGGCAGAGUGGCAACCAGACAUGGCGUGCCGUCAGCCGGACCAACCCUAACAGUGGAGAAUUCCGCUUUAGCCUGGAGAUCAACAUUAACCAUGAUCAGCCAGAGCCGGGGGAGCAUAAUGAUGCUACGGACUCUUCAGAGCUGCCAGUGACUGCCCCAAACACAACCUCACCCUCCAUACGCACUGCUUCUACUUUCUCUCACUUUCGCCCUUUAUCCACACCUAGGCUAGUCCCGUACAGCAACCCCCGCCCAGCCCUCAGUCGGAGGAUGCAGACACGCCGUACACGCAGCAGCACUACCACUCUUUCCAUGAUUCCCUCUUCACUUCCUGCACCAGCUGCCCCCCCAGCGGCUGCUCAGAGGAGAAGUGCCACUUUGCACUCUUUAGCCCCUCCCCCUAGUGUUCCCAACCCUCCUAUUGAUCAAACUACUCAUUUGCAACAUCAAGGGGUGAAUGCAGGGGUAGAGCAGGCCAGUGAUGGUAUGUCUGCUUCUAUAGACUGUCCCCGUGUGUCACCGCUGACAGGGUCUCCAGCAGAUGGACACGAAUCCCGUGGCAGUAGGACUCGUUCACGUGGCCGUGCACGUAGAGCUGCAGCAGGGAGCGGGAUAAUUCGACGCUUUUCGAGGCACAGCCGUUCCCCCAUGCAUAUAAUACCUGUUGCCGGUAACACUCCACCAUUAAGCAGUGGAGUCGGUGGCUCCAACAUCCACACUGCUGAGCCAGGCAGUGGCACAAGCUCUGUUUCCGUGGAGACCGUGGCAGAACCUGCAGUUCUAUCUGAGCCAGCUGCAGAGACAGGAGAACGUGAAAGUGAAUCGCAUGCAGCGGGAGCUGGAAGUUCAGCGGUGCGGCGUCACCCCACCAUCAUGUUGGACCUGCAGGUUAGAAGGAUCCGACCUGGUGAAAACCGCGAUCGGGACAGCAUCGCCAGCAGAACGCGUUCCCGCGCCAGGGUGGCUGAGAAUACCGUCACAUUUGAGAGUGACAGUGGUGGAUUCAGGCGCACCAUCUCCCGCUCAGAGCGAGCGGGGAUCCGCACCUAUGUGAGCACUAUCCGGAUUCCUCUGAGGCGCAUCAGUGAGACUGGCCUGGGGGAGCCCAACUCCACCGCCCUGCGCUCCAUCCUGCGCCAGAUCAUGACCGGAUUUGGUGAGCUGAGUUCCCUAAUGGAGACGGAGGCAGAUUCUGAAACUGUUGCACCUAGCCAUGCAGACGCUAGUGUUACCAAUAGUAGCACCGGUCCAGCUACUCGUUUACAUACGAAUGAGAGCGUAGCUGGCCAGGUUGGUACAGGUGGGGUGGAUCAGGAAAGGGUGGGGCAGGUGGGAAGUGAGGAGGAACAGGGUGGGCAGGCCAGGCUGGGAGCAGCGGUAGUGAGCCCCACAGAGGGACGAGCGACCAGCAGAGACACCAACAACCUGGUAGAAAACGGUACUCUACCCAUCCUGAGGCUGGCGCACUUCUUCUUGCUCAAUGACGAGGAGGAUGACGAACAUCCUAGGGGCCUGACCAAAGAGCAGAUUGACAAUCUAGUCACACGCACCUAUGGUCAGGCCAACCUGGAGGGGGAGAUAGGUAGAGCGUGCAGUGUUUGCAUCAAUGAGUAUGCCCAGGGCAACAAGCUGCGGCGCCUGCCCUGCUCCCAUGAGUUUCACAUCCACUGCAUCGACCGCUGGCUCUCUGAAAACAACACCUGCCCCAUCUGCAGGCAGCCCAUCCUCGCAGUGCAUCAUGACUGACCUAUUUGCUCACAAACACAACUACCAAGUUCCUGGCUGGCUGAACCGAGCAGACCCAAGUGGGCUUUGCAUGUACAUAGCGCUUUCAUGGUUACUUUUCUUUGAAUAUAUGAAUUGUGUUUGAAGUGGGGAAGGUUGAACCAAAAGUGCAGAAAAAAAGAAACUAUAAAUGCAGAGAAUUAACAAAACUUUAUUUUUUUAGACUUUGUUUUCAGCAACUUCCUACUGUUUAAGUUAAUCUUCCUAUGACCUAUGUUUAACUGGUCUCUGUCACAAAGCUUAAGACGCCUGUGUCAAUGGAUGGCAUUAAAUUAUGCUUAAGGAGCUCCUGUAGCCGCUGCUGAUUAGUCUCACUUUAAUGUCUGAAACAUGUGACGUCUCUUUGUCACAACUGGUCUCCACAAAACACUUCUAGAUUUGGUUUAUUCCGUAUAAGCUGUAAAUAACUCGACACUGCUUGUAUUUAAGAGUUUAAAAGCAAGCCGCUCCUCACAUGCCAACUGUUUAAAAUGUAAGCAGAAAUCUUUUUUCUUUAAGUCACCAUUUUAAAGCUUCGGCCUCCAUUUGAAGGUGACCCUUUACAGCUGGUUAAGAAAUGUAUGAUUUGUUGGGAUGUGUAUGAUCUAUGUAUUUCAUUUUGAAAUAAGUUUUAUUCUGUACGUUUAGUAAUAUCUGUUUAAGCCCGUUCAAUACACUUAUUCUAUAUAAUUGCAAUACAGAUUUUAUCCAUAGAAGUCAGUCACUAAAAUGUUGGAGUCAGUAACAUUACCAAUAUGAGCAGCACAAUUUAAAUAAAAUGCAGAAGGCAUGUGAUAAUCAGGAAUUCAGAGAUGUAAAAUGUAGUAGGAGUUGUGCAAUACAGAGAGAAGAGACAGUAUGCUUUGUUUUGCUGUUCAUUGUUGUUUACAUUGUAAUGCCUGAUUAUCAUCUGCACUUAAAAACAAAGUCUUGUUUACCCUGAAA
Notothenia coriiceps (black rockcod) is the source of this 3527-nucleotide messenger RNA. It is a transcript of the gene rnf6, whose product is annotated as ring finger protein (C3H2C3 type) 6. The record is from RefSeq and is a predicted model, not a curated record. Gene Ontology annotation, cellular component: nucleus. Gene Ontology annotation, biological process: ubiquitin-dependent protein catabolic process; positive regulation of DNA-templated transcription; protein ubiquitination. Bases 420 to 2564 code for a protein of 714 amino acids. Lineage: Eukaryota; Metazoa; Chordata; Actinopteri; Perciformes; Nototheniidae. Gene Ontology annotation, molecular function: ubiquitin protein ligase activity. The transcript is spliced from 4 exons.